Messenger RNA from Rotaria sp. Silwood2, 762 nucleotides. NCBI's taxonomy places the organism in Eukaryota, Metazoa, Rotifera, Eurotatoria, Philodinida, Philodinidae. The record is from the annotation of a GenBank genome assembly.
AUGCGUCGAGAAGAAAAUUUAUCUUUUAUAACAUCAAAACGACCUGCAACAUGUCUUGGUCUUGUUCCAAAAAAUCGUAUUUAUACAGAUGAACAAAUGCGUGGUGCAUUAAUAUUUUCUGAUACAGAUUCUCGUCGACAAAUAACUGUAACAGGCAUGGGUGAAUUUUCUUUACCACCUGAUCGUGUUAAAUUAAUUGUUAUUAUAACAAGUACAAAAUCAAAUGUUAAUGAAGCAAAAACAAGUGUUAUACGUCGAUUAAAAUAUGUUGAACAAACAUUUCGAAAUUUUGGUGUUAAAGAAUCAGAUAAAUCUGUUGUACAAUCUAUAAUACGUCGUGAUACAAUGUAUGAAGUACGUGCCGAAUUAACAGCAAUAUUUAUUGAUAUACAACGUUAUCAACAUUGUCAUAAUCAAUUAGUUGAAAAACUUGAUGCACCUGUUGUAUGUGUUCUUGAUCCAGUAUUUUUUCAUUCAACACUUCGUCUUGAAAAUAUUAAACGUCAAGCAAGUGUACAAGCAGUACGUAAUGCUAAACAUACAGCUGAAGAUGUAGCUCGAACAGUUGGUCUUCAUGUUGCAAAAGCUGUUCAUAUUGUUGAAGAAAAUUAUCAAGAAAACGAAGGAACAUUAGUUACAACAGGACAACCAACAUCAUUUCAAAAUUUAAUUGAUGCAAAAACAAUUACUAUACAUGUAACAUUAAAUAUUACAUUUGAACUUAAAGCAAAAGAACGACAACGUAAAAGAGAUAAUGCAUAA